CCGGGGUUGUAGGCCAGGUGCGGCGCCGCGGGACUGUGGCCAGAGCUGCAGAGAGACGAGGAGAAGGCGGCUGUUCUGGGUGCUGGGAGAAGCCCUCGGUGGUGCCCAUGGCUGGCCAGGACCCCACGCUGAGCACGAGUCACCCAUUCUACGAUGUGGCCAGACACAACAUCCUGCAGAUGGCAGGGGAUGACCACUUUGGAAGGCGCAUCAUCACGUUCAGCUGUUGCCGGAUGCCUCCCUCCCACCAGCUCAACCACCAGCGGCUGCUAGGAUAUUUGAAGUACACCCUGGACCAGUACGUGGAGAAUGACUACACCAUUGUCUACUUCCACUACGGUCUCAACAGCCAGAACAAGCCGUCCCUGGGCUGGCUCCAGAGCGCGUACAAGGAGUUUGACAGGAAAUACAAGAAAAACUUGAAGGCCCUCUACGUGGUGCACCCCAGCAGCUUCAUCAAGGUCCUGUGGAACAUCUUCAAGCCCCUCAUCAGUCACAAGUUUGGGAAAAAAGUCACCUACUUCAACUACUUGAGUGAGCUCCAUGAACACCUCAAAUGUGACCAGCUGGUGAUCCCCCCGGAGGUGAUGCGGUAUGAUGAGAAGCUGCAGAGCCUGCACCAGGGUCAACCACCACCCCCUGCCAAGACACCACCGCCAAGGCCCCCUCUGCCCACCCAGCAGUUUGGAGUCAGCCUGCAAUACCUCAAAGACAAAAAUCAUGGAGAACUCAUCCCUCCUGUGCUGAGGUCCACAGUGACUUACCUGAGGGAGAAAGGACUCCGAGCCGAGGGCCUGUUCCGAAGAUCAGCCAGCGUCCAGACGGUCCGUGAGAUCCAGAGGCUUUUCAACCAAGGGAAGCCUGUGAACUUUGACGACUAUGGGGACAUCCACAUCCCUGCUGUGAUCCUGAAGGCCUUCCUGCGAGAGCUGCCCCAACCACUGCUGACCUUUGAGGCCUAUGAGCAGAUCCUUGGAAUCACUGGUGUGGAAAGCAGCCUGCGCGUCACCCGCUGCCGUCAGAUACUGCGGGGCCUCCCAGAGCACAACUACGCAGUCCUCAGCUACCUCAUGGGCUUCCUGCACACGGUGUCCCAGGAGAGCAUUUUCAACAAGAUGAACAGCUCCAACCUGGCCUGUGUCUUUGGACUGAACCUAAUCUGGCCAUCCGAGGGCGUGUCCUCCCUGAGUGCCCUUGUGCCCCUGAACCUGUUCACUGAACUGCUGAUUGAGUACUAUGAAAAGGUCUUCAAUGCCCAGGAGGCCCCCGGGGAGCACACUGUGGGCACAGGGGAGGCAGGCGGGCAGGGCAGCCCCCUGGCCAGAGGACAUGCCACACACAGGCAAGCCCCAGGUUGUGCCACACCCAUCCUGCCGCAGAGUCCAGCCAGGAGACACCUCUAGUGCCGGAAAUGUGCCACAGACGUUGAUCGCCUGUGCACGGUGUCUUAUAUAAACCUGCCAUCUGUGAAAAUAACCAGGCAUUAAAUAAACUCAGAAACCUAGUGAAAAUUCCACGCUUCAGAUUCUUGGGCCCUUCUCCAUUGUUUCUGACCUGUGGGGUGGGAUAAGAUAAUGUAUCUAUCAAGAUAGAUUUAAUUUAUUUAUUUUGGAGCCAGGGUCUUGCUCUCAAUCUGUCGCUCAGGCUGAUUCCAUCAGCUCGCUACCCUCAAACUCCUGGCCUCGAGCAAUCCUGCCUCAGACCUGCAAGGUCUGAAGGAUCAUGGGUGUGAGCCCACCAUGCCCUGGCUAGAAUGAUUCUUUUGGAUCAUAAUCUAACAUGACGUAGCUAGAAGUGGGAAUGUAUGGGCCAGGGCUUUGUACCAGUCACCUGCUGGCACACGGCUGCUACGCCGUGUGUAGCAAACCACUCCAACCACCAGCAACUAGAAGCAACGGCUGCUUAUGACUGCCCACAAGCCCAGGGGUCCGCUGGGUAAUUCUCUCAGCCUUUGGAAGGGGGUUCACUCACAUGGGGACAUGGAGUGGGUCUGUGUGUCCUUCCGCUGAUACUCUCAUUCCUAGCUACAGACAAGACCCAGAGGCCCAGAGCCACGGAGCUGGUGAGCGGCAGAGCUGGGGUUCAGACUUGGGCAACCCGCUGCUCCCCGGGGCUGUGGGAGCCGUGGCAAGGCUCCUGGGCCUUGAGGUUCCCGCCUGGACUGUGGGCAGGCUCCCUUCCAGCUCUUCCAACGGCUCAGAAACCACAAGGUCUGGUGCCUUCAUGUGCUGUGAUGCCAAGCACGUCUGACCUCUAUGCCUCUGUUUCCCAUGUGAACACGGAAUGGCAAGAGGGACAACCCAGUGAGGACACGGAAUAUUCAUCUGCUGCCACACGGUGUCUUGGACACUUCCUGAUUGCACAGAGCCACAUAGAUCUUUGAGUUCAAGUAGGUUUUAUUCCUCCCAGACGGCCAUUUGCCCUGCAGUGCUGUAAGGCCUGCUGGGUGCAGCUCUAAGGCAGCAGCAAGUUGCCCCAGGCAGAGGGGACUGGUUUGUACAUGUCCCUGCAGUGCACGGAGGCUGGAGGCCCAGGAUGUCUUGGAGAGGCACCAGCCCCCACCCAGCUGGGGGGCCACAGCUCACACAGCCUCACUGUCCCAGGCCCCCAGGGCAAGACUGUGCGGUACCCAACCCCGAGCCCUGGGCUUUCAGAGGAGCCACUGGGGCACGCUGCCUUCUGGACUCUUCUCUUCGCCCAGCUCUUCCUCCUAGCGUCUGGUCCCAUGGCUGUCUCCGUCUUCCCUGUUCUUCCAUUCACCUUUCCCUUCCCGCCGCCACCUUCAUAUGCUGUCUGCUGUUUCUGAUCUUUCUAGCUUUCUGUCGCUCUCAGCCAACCCAGAAUGCCAGAAUAGUUCUUUUGUGCAUCUUAA
Messenger RNA from Nycticebus coucang (slow loris), 2872 nucleotides. RefSeq names its product Rho GTPase activating protein 8 (gene ARHGAP8). Gene Ontology annotation, molecular function: GTPase activator activity. NCBI's taxonomy places the organism in Eukaryota, Metazoa, Chordata, Mammalia, Primates, Lorisidae. The record is from RefSeq and is a predicted model, not a curated record. Gene Ontology annotation, biological process: negative regulation of endocytic recycling; small GTPase-mediated signal transduction. The transcript has 12 exons. Gene Ontology annotation, cellular component: cytoplasm. Bases 108 to 1403 code for a protein of 431 amino acids.